UUGUCGUCCAGAUGGCGCGGUGAGAAUAAACCAAUUCGUAUAUACAAUCGAGGUGGCCUUUUUGACCUUUGGGAUCCGGGUAAACACGGCUUUCGGCUAGUCAGCCAACUGAUAGAGGCUUACCUAAAUCAGCAGUUGACACCAGAACACUCAGAUCUUCGACUUGUACAUCCCGUCUCUAGUCGACGACCUCGCGACCUUUCGUCUGGGGAAAGUAUCAAUUAUGCUUCUAGUAUCAUAACAGGCAAUCCCAGCGGCGCUGCUACCAGUACACAUCUCUCUUUCGUGGCGGGCAUUAGCUCCGACGCUUCCCAAAUGCUACCGCUUAACUCAAACCAGCACCUUGUUCCUGCAGAGGAUUCAGCGGUGGCUACUAGAACAGUCGCAUCAUUAGAUUCAGAGUGUCCGCUCUUGCCUGACCUUGAAAUUAACCAACUCCUGACAGAAUUAAACCAGGCCUGCUUAAGUUCACAAUGCUGCGAGCGUCGGAACCGGGAGCUUCGGUUACAGUUCAAACGAGCUACUGAGAAGAAGGAGCACGCAGAGCGCAUGAUUAAAGCCUUUACAAAGCUAUACUCUUGGUUGAAUAUUCAGUCAACUCGACUCACCGAAAUAUCUGGCAGGAACGACAUGUACGCAUGA
Messenger RNA from Protopolystoma xenopodis, 642 nucleotides. NCBI's taxonomy places the organism in Eukaryota, Metazoa, Platyhelminthes, Monogenea, Polystomatidea, Polystomatidae. The record is from the annotation of a GenBank genome assembly.